Molecule: messenger RNA, 2572 nt
Organism: Melopsittacus undulatus (budgerigar)
Lineage: Eukaryota; Metazoa; Chordata; Aves; Psittaciformes; Psittaculidae
Gene: WDR45B
Product: WD repeat domain 45B
Exons: 10
Coding region: 178-1212 (344 amino acids)
Biological process (GO): nucleophagy; protein lipidation; autophagy of mitochondrion
Cellular component (GO): extrinsic component of membrane; phagophore assembly site membrane; cytosol
Molecular function (GO): phosphatidylinositol-3-phosphate binding; phosphatidylinositol-3,5-bisphosphate binding; protein binding
Source: RefSeq, a predicted model, not a curated record
GGCGGCGCUGCCUGCUCGGGUCGGAAGCAGCCGCCGGCCUGUCCGCCUCGGGUGCGCUCGGCUCGGUUCGGUUCGGUUCGGUUCGGUUCGGCCCGGCGGGCUCCCGCGGCAGGGCUGAGGCGGGCGGGAGCCGCCAUGGUUUAAAGCACGGCGGGCGGACGCGAACGGGCAGGAGCCAUGAACCUGCUCCCGGCCAACCCGCACGGCAAUGGGCUGCUCUACGCCGGCUUCAACCAGGACCACGGAUGCUUUGCAUGUGGAAUGGAAAAUGGAUUCCGAGUGUAUAAUGCAGAUCCCCUCAAAGAAAAAGAGAAACAAGAAUUCCUAGAAGGUGGCGUUGGCCAUGUUGAGAUGUUGUUUCGCUGCAACUAUUUAGCACUGGUAGGUGGAGGAAAAAAGCCCAAGUACCCACCUAACAAAGUAAUGAUCUGGGAUGACCUGAAGAAGAAAACUGUCAUUGAGAUAGAGUUUUCAACAGAAGUCAAAGCUGUUAAGCUGCGAAGAGACAGAAUUGUGGUAGUCUUGGACUCGAUGAUCAAAGUUUUCACGUUCACACACAAUCCCCACCAGCUGCACGUCUUUGAAACCUGCUACAACCCUAAAGGUCUCUGUGUCCUUUGUCCGAAUAGUAAUAAUUCUCUUCUUGCAUUUCCUGGAACACACACUGGGCAUGUGCAGAUAGUGGAUCUCGCCAAUACAGAGAAGCCUCCUGUAGACAUACCAGCCCAUGAAGGAGUCUUGAGCUGCAUCGCUUUGAACCUGCAGGGAACAAGGAUUGCAACAGCAUCAGAAAAAGGGACCCUCAUAAGAAUAUUUGAUACUUCAUCAGGGCAUUUAAUCCAGGAGCUACGCAGAGGAUCACAGGCAGCCAAUAUCUACUGUAUUAACUUCAAUCAGGAUGCUUCCCUGAUCUGCGUGUCCAGUGACCACGGCACAGUACACAUCUUUGCUGCAGAGGACCCCAAAAGAAAUAAGCAGUCAAGUUUGGCCUCUGCCACCUUUCUCCCAAAAUACUUCAGUUCCAAAUGGAGUUUUUCCAAAUUUCAGGUUCCCUCAGGCUCUCCGUGCAUCUGUGCCUUUGGAACAGAGCCAAACGCUGUCCUAGCAAUAUGUGCCGAUGGCAGCUACUACAAGUUCUUGUUCAACCAAAAAGGGGAAUGCUCAAGGGAUGUCUAUGCUCAGUUUCUAGAAAUGACUGACGACAAGCUCUGAUCGGGUUGAGGGGAGUGCACGGGUCAAAGCACUGCCCUGGCUAUUCCACACCUUUGGAAGGACAGUAUACGAGUGGCCAGUACUGAUCAAGAAGUCUAGCAGACCUUACUAAGAAGCCUGGCCCAGCACAAUCACAGGAGGCUCUGAAGUAGUGGACUACGUAUGUUUAUUCUCGUUUCUGCAAGUAUUCAUCAUUAAAAUCUCUUUGGGUUACUGUCAUCAACUCAAGUUUUCAAGAUGUGGCUUUCAACAAGCUUGUGCCUACUGGGUUUCUCUUGCUCUAAACUGAAAUGACUUUCAAUUGAAUGUGAGUGCCUGCCACACUGAAGAGCUGCAGGGCUGUACAGACAAAGGGAAGUGCCAGCAGAGGAGUUAUGAAUGGCUGGGAGUGGGGGGAACACUAUGGAUCAUGAUAAACCCCUACCAGCCCAGUAGGGAGCAGGCUGGUGCCUGACUACACCCAAGGGGACGAGAGGAAAGAGGGGACAAGUGUGUGGCCAGAGCUGGCUGUUGCCUUAGCCAGGCUUGGUCUGACCUGGUUUGGGGAGGGAAGGGGGUGGCAAUUGCACAGCCCCAGACCACUGCUCCCAUAGGCUCGUGGUCAAGUUAUCAGUACCAACUAUGGAAGAUGCCAAACUGCACAGGAAGGCUGAAGGUGGGUUUAGGUACUAGCUGACCCAACCAGCCUCUCCCCACGGUACAGAGCAGGCACACAGGGUGUUCAGACACCAGGAGCUCCUGGAGCAGUGGAGGUGAGUGAUUCCUCCUAUAACAGCCGCUCCAGGAUUAAGUGCCACCCUUGUACCAGUGCACAAGCUGUUCUGAUGCUUCUGGAAUGCUGUGAUGUGAUACUGUAUCUCCAGCAUGGUCACUGAACCAGGAGGCAUGAAGCACCUGUCUGCAGUGGCUUCAAACCUGCCACACUUCCUUUUUUCUUUCCACAUGGGAUGUUGGAUACCAGUUUCUGCUGGCCUAGGGACAGGUGAGACUAAACCCACUGACAUGUAAACUCCUUCCCAAAAUUGUUACAUGGCCAAUAUAUAAUUACUGCUAAACUAAGGCACAAGAUGCUAAACAAGAAGCCGAGAUAGAUCCAAGCUCUGCUCCGAGCACAGAAUGCCCAGUGAGGGGGAGGCCUCCUCUUCAGAAUCCCAUUUCACAGAUGCUAGGUCCGUCUAAGGUCGUUUAGCUGCACACUAAAUUUGACAAAUUUCAUUUAGUGUCAUGUAACAUACUAACUUCUACGCAGACUUUGAUGUCAAAGUUGCAUGUUGCUUUUACGUGUAUAAUCACAGAAAUUGUUUUGCACACUUAUUUGUAAUGUUAUUUCUUUUAAAUAAAAGUGACUAAUUUUGCUGUA